Messenger RNA from Staurois parvus, 636 nucleotides. The record is from the annotation of a GenBank genome assembly. Lineage: Eukaryota; Metazoa; Chordata; Amphibia; Anura; Ranidae.
GAAGAGCAGGAAGGGGUUACAUACAGCGUGUAUUUACGUAGUACAAGCACACAACAGGCUCCUGUGAAAGUAUUAACACUGCGUGCUGGAACUCUUCCAAGACUUGUCCGCCAUCUUCUCGAAGCCCGAAUUCUGGGGGACACCUCCUACAUCCCGGUUUUCCUGGCCACUUAUCGCACUUUCAGUAGCACCAGUGAGGUGUUGACGUUACUGCUGGACAGAUUACAGAACAAUAAUCACUUACAGAGCAACGACCAAUCACAUAAAGGGAAAGAUGAUGACCUCAGCAGUCUCUUCUGUGCCUGGAUGUCUCAGCACCCCGAAGACUUUCUGUCUCUUCAGCCGGAGAAGAGGGAUCAGCUGGCUGUGUGCCUUUGCAGACUACGGAAGGCGAAUUUGGUAGCAAAACUACAGGAGCUCAGAGCCGCUGACAGGGACGGUGCAGAUCAGUCCCCAACGGCAGGGGACGGGACAGAAAACUCAGACCCUCUGGAUGUCCUGACAUUUCAAGCUGGAUAUGUGGCCGAGCAACUCACCUGCCUAGAAGCUGCUCUGUUCUUAAGAGUGGUCCCAUACGAGUGCCUGGGGUCAGUUUGGUCCCGAAGAGACAAGGGAGGGGACCAUUUCGAUCGAUGC